AUGUAUUCGAUGGACAAUCUCGAACGAGAUAUGAUGAACCGGCAGUACAUGUAUGAAGCGCACAGUUUCCUGGGUAAUCCGGCAAUCCCGGCGUUGCCGCCGCAUUGUGGGGUACCGACCACAACGACGCUUCCGGCGGCGAUUCCGUCGCAAAUACCGUCAUCUCAUCAUCCAUCUGGUAGCACCGGUAGCACCAGCGGUAGCGAGCACUAUCUCUAUGACGAGAACAGCAGUGACAACGAGAGCGUCUACAGCAGCGAUCAGGAGAAUCACGCGAGAGAACGAAGUCGAAGUAAUCGGCGCGGCGGAUCGUCGGGAAAAUGUCCGAGACAGGUACAAGUUCAGCAACGGCAGGCGGCGAACAUGAGGGAGCGAAGACGAAUGCAGAAUAUAAACGAUGCCUUCGAGGGCUUGAGGGCUCACAUACCGACCUUGCCAUACGAGAAGAGGCUAUCAAAGGUCGACACGCUGAAGCUGGCAAUCGGUUACAUAAACUUCCUCAACGAGCUCGUCAGGGCGGACAAGGGUAACGACCCCUUGACGGGCAAUAGCGGUCUCUCGAGGUGUUCCAGUCGGGAUGAAUCUAAGAAGGUUAUAGUCCGUGGCAGCGGUGGGAAUCCAUUCAUCUCGCACUCGCUCUCAUGGUCGAGAAAGUCGGAUAUCUCACCAAACGGCACGAUGUACGCGAAAGUCUGGACGCCAGAAGAUCCGCGAACAUCGAAAAAUGGUACGACGUUCGAGUAG
This is a messenger RNA of Cyphomyrmex costatus, 744 nucleotides long. RefSeq names its product 48 related 1 (gene Fer1). The coding region runs from base 1 to 744 and encodes 247 amino acids. The record is from RefSeq and is a predicted model, not a curated record. Gene Ontology annotation, biological process: developmental process; regulation of transcription by RNA polymerase II. Lineage: Eukaryota; Metazoa; Arthropoda; Insecta; Hymenoptera; Formicidae. The transcript is spliced from 3 exons. Gene Ontology annotation, molecular function: RNA polymerase II transcription regulatory region sequence-specific DNA binding; protein dimerization activity; DNA-binding transcription factor activity, RNA polymerase II-specific.